Coniophora puteana RWD-64-598 SS2 is the source of this 2091-nucleotide messenger RNA. RefSeq names its product sterol esterase. Bases 151 to 1530 code for a protein of 459 amino acids. Gene Ontology annotation, molecular function: carboxylic ester hydrolase activity. The transcript has 3 exons. The record is from RefSeq and is a predicted model, not a curated record. Lineage: Eukaryota; Fungi; Basidiomycota; Agaricomycetes; Boletales; Coniophoraceae.
CGCAGGCCCCAGCCGGCGUCCAACUUCACUGGUGUACGCUCGGCCACGCAGUUCGGCAACGCCUGCCCCCAGCAGGUGCAACUCGCUCCUGGCGCCGAGUUCCCUCAGUCCCAGGAGUUGAUCGGCGUCCAGGAGACGAUCGCCCAGCUCAUGCCGUCCUCCAACACCACCCAGUCCGAGGACUGCCUCUACAUGAACGUUGUCCGCCCCGAGGGUACACAGGCUAACGCUUCCCUCCCCGUCGUUGUGUGGAUUUAUGGCGGUGCCUUCGAGACUGGCGACGCCUCCGCGUACAACGGAGUCCCUGUCGUUCAACGCUCUAACGCUCUUGGCUCCGAUGUCAUCUACGUCUCCUUCAACUACCGCGUCAACGCUUUCGGUUUCUUGGCUGGCAAGGAGAUCAAGGAGGCUGGUGUCGCUAACCUGGGUCUCCACGACCAGCGCCUCGCGCUCCAAUGGGUCCAGGAUAACAUCGCCGCUUUCGGUGGUGACCCGUCCCGCGUUGUUGCCUGGGGCCAGAGUGCCGGCGCCAUCUCAAUCUGGAUGCAGAUGCUCGCCAACGACGGUCAGCUCAACGGCCUGUUCAGCGGUGCUGUCACCCAGUCCGGCUUUACCGAGGCGUUCCACGACAUCUCGGAGCAGCAGCCCGUGUACGACCAGAUCGUGUCGCUGACGAACUGCACCAACCCUCCUCAGGGCAACACUACGCUCGACUGCAUUCGUGCUGUUGACUACCAGACUCUCGUGAAUGCUGUCAACCAAGUUCCACCUCUCCUGUCGUACCAGUCCCUCGACACCUCGUUCCGUCCUACCAUCGAUGGCGACCUCUUCACCCGCACCCUCCGUGAUUCGAUGAACGGCGACCUUUACGCCAAGGUCCCCAUCAUCGGUGGCGACGUCGACGACGAGGGCACCUUGUUCUCGCUCCUCAACGCCAACGUUACCACGGACCAGGACUUCCUCAGCUACGUCCAGACCAACUACAUGCCCCAGGCCAACGAGACGCAGAUGGAGGUCCUCGGUGACGCCUAUAGCUCUGAGCCCGAUCUCGGGUCGCCGUUCAACACUGGUACCAACAACACCCUGACGCCGCAGUACAAGCGCAUCUCCGCUGUCCAGGGUGACCUGUACUUCCAGAUGCCCCGCCGCUUCGCGUUGACGAUCGCGUCCAAGACGCAGAAGGUGUGGUCGUACCUCUACCGCGCGAACAAGUACUCCGCCCUCGGCACGUUCCACGAGUCCGACCUGCAGGAGUUCUACGAGCUCACCGAGUCGCCGUCGUUCGUCGGCACGGACAUGCUCGUCAACUUCGCGUACAACCUCGACCCGAACGUGCCCGCUGGCGGCUACAAGGGCUCGCCGCAGCCGGCGAGCGGGCUCGUGAACGUGACCUGGCCGACGUACAACUCGAACGAGAACGGCACGCUGCUCACGUUCGAGCCCGAGGGUCAGCUCAACUUCACGCAGGACAACUACCGCCAGAAGGAGUUCAUCCUCCUCAACGAGCUCUCCGACGCUUUCGGCUGGUAAGCGCGCCCCGCGCUAGCCGCGUUGCCGCUCGCCUCCCGACCCGCCUCGUGCUCCCAUUUCGAGCUCUUUGCUGAGUUUUCGAACGGAGUCGCGUUGACGGACGGAUGAACACACUGCCUGGCUGGACCGGUGGACGACGGAUGUACGAGGGGCGCUGGACUCGACUCUCCCGUUUCCAUUUCAUGACCACAACCCCCGAAACGCUCCUGACAUCACGGCACUGGUCUGCCUGCGCCACGGACACCGACUGGGCAUGCUGCUAAGGGCCCGCUGCACCGUGCGGCGGACGCCCGGGGCACUGUGGCGCGCGCACCGCCGACGCUCGCAUCCGUGAUGCAGCGUCGACGGCCGCGUGCCACAUGCUUUUGUAUGUCACGACAACAUAGCAGUAUCUCGUUCGCUCAUGACCACGAUAUCUACACUUCGUCUGUUCACUCACCGGUUGAGAGGGCGCGGUUUCAUACUUUUUUUGGACACUCAGCUUACCUUCCAGACCGACCCCACGCCCGGGGCUUGAUGCUCGCGGGCGUGGAACAUACUCCCGCACGAAACUAGUUACUC